Nyctereutes procyonoides (raccoon dog) is the source of this 3348-nucleotide messenger RNA. RefSeq names its product transmembrane protein 151A (gene TMEM151A). The transcript has 2 exons. The record is from RefSeq and is a predicted model, not a curated record. The coding region runs from base 137 to 1543 and encodes 468 amino acids. Lineage: Eukaryota; Metazoa; Chordata; Mammalia; Carnivora; Canidae.
UCGGGCUCGAGCUCGGCGCACUCCCUGCGCGGCCGGCGAGCCGAGCGGACGCCCUCGGGGCCGCGCCGCAGCCCUCCGCGCUCCCCCCUAUCAUGCCCCGGGCCCGGGCCCGGGCCGCCCCAGCAGCCAGGACACGAUGCCCGAGGGCGGCGGAGGCGACAGCGGGGAAGUGCCUGCGUUCAUCCCGGACGGCGAACCGCUGCGGGAGGAGCAGCGGCCCCUGAAACAAUCCCUGGGAAGCUCUCUGUGCCGAGAGUCGCACUGGAAGUGCCUGCUCCUCACACUGCUCAUCCAUGCCUGCGGCGCCGUGGUGGCCUGGUGUCGCCUGGCCACGGUGCCACGGCUGGUCCUGGGGCCUGAGGCAGCCCUGGCCCGCGGGGCUGGGGGCCCCCCGCCCACCUACCCCGCCAGCCCUUGCUCAGAUGGCUACCUGUACAUCCCGCUGGCCUUUGUCUCCCUUCUCUACCUCCUCUACCUGGCUGAGUGCUGGCACUGCCACGUGCGCUCGUGCCAGGCGCCGCGCACUGACGCCAACACCGUGCUUGCCCUGAUCCACCGGCUGCAGCAGGCGCCGCCCUGUGUCUGGUGGAAGGCCACCAGCUACCACUAUGUGCGGCGCACCCGCCAGAUCACCCGCUACCGCAACGGCGAUGCCUACACCACCACGCAGGUCUACCACGAGAGGGCUGACAGUCGCACGGCUCGCGGCGAGUUUGACUACUCGGCCCACGGCGUUCGCGAUGUCUCCAAGGAGCUCGUGGGCCUGGCUGACCACGCGGCCACGAGGCUGCGCUUCACCAAGUGCUUCAGCUUCGGCAGCGCCGAGGCCGAGGCCUCGUACCUCACCCAGCGGGCCCGCUUCUUCAGCGCCAAUGAGGGCCUGGACGACUACCUGGAGGCCCGCGAGGGCAUGCACCUGAAGGACGUGGACUUCCGCGAGUCGCUCAUGGUCUUCGCGGACCCGCGCAGCCCGCCCUGGUAUGCCCGCGCCUGGGUCUUCUGGCUCGUGUCGGCGGCCACGCUGUCCUGGCCGCUGCGCGUCGUGGCAGCCUAUGGCACAGCCCACGUGCACUACCAGGUGGAGAAGCUUUUCGGUGCCGGCUCGCCCCCCUCUGGGGCGGUGCCCAGCGGGCCCCCGCUGUCCCGGGUGGCCACGGUGGACUUCACCGAGCUGGAGUGGCACAUCUGCUCCAACCGGCAGCUGGUACCCAGCUACUCGGAGGCCGUGGUCAUGGGUGCCGGCUCCGGUGCCUACCUCCGUGGCUGCCAGCGCUGCCGUCGCUCCCUCAGCAGCAAUUCGCUGCCCCCUGCCCGGCCCGGUGGGCCCCGCCUGCCUUUCAGCCGCAGCCGCCUCUCUCUGGGAGCUGGGGGCCGGGCCACACCAGGGGUCUUCCGAAGCCUGAGCGGGGGGCCACUGGGGCGCCGCGGAGAGGACACAGAGCCCCUGGAAAGCCCACCGUGCUACGAGGACGCCCUAUACUUCCCGGUGCUCAUUGUCCAUGGUGACAGCGGCUGCCAGGGGGACGGGCAGGGUACACUCUGAGACCCGUGGGGUCCCCAGGUGGCCUCUUCCCCACCACCCCGCCAUGGGCUUUGAUGCCUGAGCGGCUGUUGUCCGAGAUAGGAGGGAAAACAGACCAGCACACGAGGGGUGGGGGAGGGGUAGAGUCCUUAAUCAGACUGAAGCGCAGCAACCCAGGGUGAUUUGGGGGGUGAAUGGACACCACUGAAGUUGAGUCUGUGAACAUCCCAGCAUGGGUCCCCACCACCACCGUGUUCCACCCCCUGCGAUGGCUGGUGAUCUAGCCUAGAGACCUGUCAGGUUGGGCAGGGGGGAUGUUUCCAGAAAGCCUGGGAUGGGGAAGGAGUCCUGGGGACAGCUAUUACAUGCAGCAGAGGGCUGCUUACCUGCUCUUCCCUGCAUGGCUGAGGCCACAUUGGGAGCCCUCGAGCAACCCAGAAGCACAAAUUGGUGGUUUGGGGCUAUGCCCAGUUGGGCUGGCUUCCAAGAAAUUGAAGAGCUGGCUGUGACAACACCACAGCCUGGCCCCACUACAGCCCCAAGUCCCCAUCCUCCUCGCCUGACAACCGCUCCCUGCCUACCCUCUGGUCUCUGCUCAGGGCCAGUCCCUGAUCAGACUGUGGCACAGCCCCUGUACUGGGAGCCUGGUUCUUGGAGCACAGCCUUGUCCCCCUUGGCCCCCUGUUUUUCCCUGGUGUACCCUCCCCUCAUAUCCAGCUCCCCUAUGACCUGGCGUUCCUUCUUAGGACCCUGCCUUGAUCCCACAUCUUCUGGUCUCUGCUCCUGUCCCCCCAAAGUCCACAUCCGCCUCUAUCAGCCACGCACACUCUCCCCCCGAGGCUUUGUCCUCUCAUUGCUCCCCCAGACUUCUCUGCUCUUCACCUUCCUGAUGACCCACGGGGCCCAGGGCCACAGGGCAUCCGAGGGACCUCGGCCUUGGCCACAGCCUCUUGGACGAUGCACCUGCUCUGCCAUGGAGGCCCCUGCUUCUCCCAUCAGUGGGGCCAGGCCCAUGGGACUGUUCCUCCUCCAGGGAGGAGAGAGUAGUCCCCUUCUUCCCAGCUGGGGUUUCCACCACCUCUAGGGUGUCAGUGGGUGAGGGAGGAGGCAGAGAAGACACAGAUAAAAUAAAAGAUAUGAAAUGCAAGGUCUCACGUGCAUUCCUAAGUGGUGGGUCUAAGGCCAUUACAAGUGCAAUGGGCCACCCUGGGUUAGCGUUUCGAUGCUUGGUUCUGGAAGGGGGGGCCAGGUUGGGCUCCAGUGUUCCCAGGAACAGGGUAAGCUGAGAGGGAACCUCUUUGCCCAGCCUAGGGCCUGAGACUCAGGUUUAAGUUGCUCUGAGCAGCUCACCCCAACUGACUGGCAUCUGGGUCACUUCUAAGGCAUUGUCCAAGUGGUCCAUCUUCCAGCCCAGUGGGGGUUUUUGUUCUACCGCUGGACAUACUGAGGUCUAAGAGCCUGGUGACUGGUCCCCAGAGUGGAAGAAAAGAGCUAUGGUCUGUGGCGUAAGUUCAGUUCCCUCAAUGGCCACUGGUGUUCGGGGGAGUGGGCGCUAAGCAUGUCGGAGGACACAGGUGGGAAAUAGCCAGCCCUGAAUCAGCACUUGGGAUCUGAAGAUCAAGAACGAGGGCAAAUGAAGGGCCUCACUCACUCCUGGAGGUGGCAUCUUCACAUGGAUGGCCGUGCAGGGAGUUCACUGUGCCAGGGCACCGGGCUAGAGGGCAGAUGUGGGUGGAAGGCAGCCUGUGGGCCUCUCCUCCAGCCCCAGCAUGGAGCUGCACCCACCUGCAUGAAGGCACCCUUUUCUAAUCCGUGCAAAGACAGUA